AUGAUCGUGGGCCAAACUCCCGAUGGGAUCCACCCUACAACCUCUGAUGCUCCCCAAGAUGAGUCCUUUCGCCUGGCUGAGAACGGUAAAAAGCCACUCCCGACUGUUUCGACCAGAGGAGUCUUUUCCAACAGCGUGGAACCCGUCAACGUUCAAGUUCGUCAUCUUGGCGUUGAACUCACAACAGAGACGGUCUGGUCUAGGCUACCGACAAGGAUCACGCCAAGACCUGACCGCCAGCCUCCGAAAGAGAUUCUUCGAGAUAUCGCAGCCGACUUUCAGCCAGGAUCACUGACAGCAAUCAUUGGGGCCAGUGGGUCUGGCAAGACGACUCUCUUGGAUGCGCUAUCCGACAGGCUCACAAGUCGAGCACGUAUAAGCCAGGGAACGGCAACCUUCAACAGCCACGCCAGGGUCCACGAUGUCAGGCACGCCUAUGUCACGCAGCAAGACGUUCUCCUCCCUACUCUCACCGUUCGGGAAACCCUGAGAUACGCAGCCGAAUUACGCCUCUUGUCCUCUGUGACAGCACUGGAACGUCGUGAAUUGGUCGAAGAUGUCAUCAGCGAGCUGGGCCUGCAGAAGUGCGCCAACACUCGAAUUGGGAACAGUCAGAAGCGAGGAUGCUCCGGUGGAGAGAGACGUCGAGUCAGCAUUGGAGUCCAGCUUCUGGCAAACCCAUCACUUUUGUUCCUGGAUGAGCCUACCACUGGCCUUGAUGCUGCCAAUGCUUUUCAGCUCGUGAGCACACUACGGGACAUGGCUCACAGAGGACGGACAAUCAUCAUGACGAUUCACCAGCCUCGGUCUGAAAUAUGGUCUCUACUGGAUAAUCUCCUUGUGUUAGCCGAUGGAGGACUUGUAUUUUCUGGUCCUAUCUCGGAGGCUCUCCCCUGGUUCGAGACCAACGGUUUCCACAAGCCCCCGUUUACCAAUCCUGCCGACUUUAUCAUCGACAUAUCCUCGAUCGACUAUCGAAGCCCUCAGCUGGAAGAAGAAAGCACGAUUCGGAUCAACGGCUUGAAGUCAGCCUGGAUGAACGAGAGCCAGCGUCGAUUCCUUCAACCUGUCAACACUGGAUGUCCUCUCCUUGAGCGGUCCUCACAACGAAACACAAGCCAGCACAGAUCUCAGCUCCAGCAACUUCGGGUUUUAACCAAACGGACCAUCAAGGUCACAUACCGAGAUCCUCUGGGUAUGGUGGCAUUCAUCAUCGAGGCUGUUAUCAUGGGCCUUGCAGUAGGAUACAUGUUCUAUGACCUAGGGAGAGACCAAGUUGGCAUUCGGUCCCGGCAAGGGUGCUUGUAUGUUGCUGCAAGUCUACAAGGCUACCUGGUACUCAUUUUUGAGACGUACCGCAUGACUCUAGAUAUGCCAAUAUUCGAUCGAGAGGCAUCGGAACGCUGCGUUAGCCCUCUUGCAUUUGUCUUUUCUCACAGGCUUGCCAGGCUAUUGACCGAGGACUUGCCUGUUCCUGUCAUAUUUUCAGUCUUGAUCUACUUCAUGACCGGACUAGACCGCCAGGUUGACAAGUUCUUUAUCUUUUUUGCCAUCACUCUUCUCAAUCACUACAUCGCCGUUGUUUGCGCAACAGCAUGUGUGGUUAUCAGCAGAAACUUUGCGCCGGCGAGUCUCAUUGCAAGUUUGAUAUACACCCUGCAAAGCCUUGCCUCGGGUAUGAUCGUGCAGAUCGAAACCAUUCCAGUCUACGUCCGAUGGACUCGUUGGAUCACCUACAUGUUUUAUACCUUUAGUGCCUACAUCGGAAACGAGUUUCAAGGCAGUUUCUAUGAAUGCCCAUUUCAGAAUGGCCAGUCUGACCCAAGGUGUACCCGCUACAGCGGUGAUUUUAUCAUCAAAUCGCUCGGCUUUCCGCAAAACUGGACGGGUAUUGCCAUAGCCUGCAUGGUCGCCUUUGUUGUUUUCUUCGUGUUCUUUUCGAUCAUUGGACUGCAAUACCUGAAACCAACAUCGAUCGCGAAUGCUCGCGCCCCCGAUGCCCAAAGGAAAGUUUCUCCGAGCUUGGAAAUGAUGGCUCAGCAAUCAAUCGCCAAGGCUAGACGUCUACCAAUCAAACUUGAGCAGCUUUCUCUAACAUUGAGGACUAAAAGUCUAAAGAGAUUCAGAGCUAGUCCAACCGAGAAGAUCAUAAUCAAGCCCAUCAAUGCGGAGUUUCAACCGGGCGUACUCAACGUCAUUAUUGGACCCUCUGGCAGCGGGAAGUCUUCUCUCCUCAACGCCAUUGGGCGAAGGCUCCAAGACUCAGCGAGCAUCACAUAUCAUCAAUCAGGGGUGAUGAAAGUUGAUGGAAGAGAACUGUCUGAUCUGACCUUCAGAUCUAUGUGCUCUUAUCUUCGUCAGGAUGAUGAAUUACUCUUACCUGCUAUGACGGUUCGAGAGACUCUUCGCUACGCAGCAUUGCUUCGACUAUCGCAGAAUAUGACUGUCCACGAUAAACACCAGCGCGCCGAGGAGAUUCUUCUCAAGUUGGGUCUGAAAGGCUGUGCAGAUACUCUCAUUGGCAACGAAUCGUUUCGAGGCAUAUCCGCAGGAGAGAAACGGCGAGUCUCUCUCGCUAUCCAGAUCCUAACCGACCCCCAAGUCCUUCUUGUCGAUGAGCCUACCUCAGGGUUGGAUGCAUUUACAGCCAAUUCUAUCGUGCACCUCCUGCAAGGCCUCGCAGAGGAAGGUCGCACCAUAAUCAUGGCGAUCCACCAGCCUCGCUCAGACUUGUACGGACUUUUUGGGAACCUAUUGCUACUAUCUCAUGAAGGGUCACCUGCCUACUGCGGGCCAGCAAAAGACAUGGUUGAUUACCUUCGCGAAUGUGGUCACGACUGUCUAUCACAAACCAACCCUGCUGAUUUUGCCUUGGACAUUGUGACGGAUCUUUCUCAGCAUGGCUCGAGAGGGGACAUGGUUGAAAGCGGCGAUAGAGUGCAAAGAUUGAUCGAGCUCUGGAACCAGCGGUCCAUCCUUGCACAGCAAGAGGUUGCAGAGAGUAACCAUGGGCAGAGCCGAGUCCAAGGGACAAGUCGGGAUUGUAUCGACUCAACCUCUGAGAAUCGCCAAUCCCUCGAAUCUCCAGCUGAACUCACCUCAUUCGUGCGUGAUAGAACGCCGCUUUAUACCUCACUUCCACUCCUGGUCCGCCGAGCCAUCGCCAACACUUGUCGACAGCCUCAGCUGGUGCUCGCCCGUAUCAUGCAGUCAAGCGGCGUCGCCAUCAUCUUCACGCUCUUCUUCGCACAUCUUGGCCACGAUUAUCUGUCUAUACAAACACGCCUGGGUCUCUUCCAGCAGUUGGGUGGAUUCUACAUCAUCGGCAUGCUCACCAAUGUGGCAAUCUAUCCCAGCGAGCGGGACGUUGCCUACCGAGAGAUCGGCGAUGGCGCAUACAGCUUGGACUCGUUCUUGGCCUCCUACACGAUUGUUGAGCUACCUUUCGAGAUCAUCAACGCUCUGUUUUUCGGUAUCCUUGCUGUAUUCGCUAUUGGGCUCCCUCGCACAGCAGUCACUUACUUCGUUGCCUCCCUGGCUUGUUUCAGUGGGCUGUCUUGCGGCGAGAGUCUGGGAAUCAUGUUCAAUACGCUUUUCUCGCAUACAGGAUUUGCCAUCAACUUGAUGGGCGUAAUCUUGGCUUUGGCCAAUAGCAUGGCUGGCAUACUGUCGCUGGAUAUGCCGUCGUUGUUUGAAUAUCUGAACUACCUGUCCCCCAUACGCUAUCAGGUGCGUGGUGUGGCCUACUACUCGAUGCGAGGCUUGUCAUUCGACUGUAACUUUGACAACGGCACUUGUCCAAUAACAACUGGCGAGCAAGCUCUCAAACUGUACAAAUUCGAUGAGCACCCGCUUGUUAGUGUGGUUGGGAUGGGGGCUUGUGUUGUUGUGUACCGGUUGCUUGCCUGGGCGUUGUUGGUUAUGGUUAGAAGAGGGACUACUGGCUGA
Fusarium falciforme is the source of this 3948-nucleotide messenger RNA. RefSeq lists its product as hypothetical. The coding region runs from base 1 to 3948 and encodes 1315 amino acids. The transcript is spliced from 2 exons. Gene Ontology annotation, cellular component: membrane. The record is from RefSeq and is a predicted model, not a curated record. Gene Ontology annotation, molecular function: ABC-type transporter activity; ATP binding; ATP hydrolysis activity. NCBI's taxonomy places the organism in Eukaryota, Fungi, Ascomycota, Sordariomycetes, Hypocreales, Nectriaceae.